AUGCUGGGCAUUCAUCGUAUCAGAACGACGCCGUAUCAUCCUCAAUCGAAUGGUCUGGUGGAACGGUGGCACCGCACACUCAAGGCGGCUCUCAUGUGCAAUAAUGAGACACCUUGGUCGGACAUGCUACCGUCAGUUCUACUAGGACUCCGAACCGCAUACAAACCAGAUCUGAAAGCAUCUUCUGCUGAAAUGCUUUUCGGGACUACACUGCGUAUACCCGGUGAUUUCUUUGAUACAGCAAGCACACCAGGUGAUCCACAAACAUUCGUGAGGAAAUACAGGCAAAUCAUCCAAGCAAUCAGGCCAACACCAACAGAUCAUCACACCAAACACAAGCUGUUCCUACUCAAAAACCUUGACACGUGCACCCACGUCUUCAAGAGGGUAGACUCCAUCAAGAAGCCUCUGCAACAACCAUACACUGGCCCGUGUAGACGACAAAACCUACAUCAUCAGGAUCAAUGGGGCAGACAAAACAGUCUCAAUCGACAUGCUGAAGCCAGCAUACAUUGA
Bactrocera neohumeralis is the source of this 516-nucleotide messenger RNA. RefSeq lists its product as uncharacterized. The coding region runs from base 1 to 516 and encodes 171 amino acids. Gene Ontology annotation, molecular function: nucleic acid binding. Lineage: Eukaryota; Metazoa; Arthropoda; Insecta; Diptera; Tephritidae. The record is from RefSeq and is a predicted model, not a curated record. Gene Ontology annotation, biological process: DNA integration. The transcript has a single exon.